AUGGCCGCGGCCCUGUCCCGCCGCGCAGUUGAGUGCGACUUUUCCACCACUGCUGACGCGGGUGCUACAUGCUCGAGCUUUGCAAGCAGCUGGGGACUCUCGGUCGACACUCUCCAGCAGCUGAACCCUGGCAUUACCUGCCCUAAUUUUGAUACUAACAAGUUAUACUGCGUGAUCGGCACUGUCAGUGAUAAUACCCCGAGCACCACACUCACGACGACAACCACCACCGAGCCCGCGCCCGGCAACUUCCCCACUAUGCCCGGCGUCGCAGACAACUGUGAUAGUUUCUACAAGGUCUUAUCCGGCGACCAGUGUGAUACCAUUGCUGCGAAGCACAGUAUCAGCGUAGCCCAGUUCAAGAGCUGGAACAGCGAGAUUAACAACGACUGCACAAACCUCUGGCUGGACUACUAUGUCUGCGUGCACGUUUCCGGCGCAACCACCACUUCGCAGGCACCCAAGCCAACCGACGAGCCCUCCGGCCCCACGCCCCAGAUGCCCGGGAUCGUCGACAAAUGCAAGUCCUUCCACCUGAUCGAGGACGGUAACAACUGCUGGUCUAUCUAUACGGAUGCGGGGAUCACGUUUGCGCAGUUUCGCGCAUGGAACACGGAGAUCAAUGCGGCGUGCAGCAACUUGUGGCUGGGAUACUAUGUCUGUGUUGGUGUUUAA
This is a messenger RNA of Aspergillus tanneri, 675 nucleotides long. RefSeq lists its product as uncharacterized. NCBI's taxonomy places the organism in Eukaryota, Fungi, Ascomycota, Eurotiomycetes, Eurotiales, Aspergillaceae. The transcript has 2 exons. The coding region runs from base 1 to 675 and encodes 224 amino acids. The record is from RefSeq and is a predicted model, not a curated record.